AUGGAGGCAGACUGGGACGAGCUUGCAUUCGUGCAGCUGCCUCCCCCAGGACCACACCAUCCUGCCACGCCCGUAGCGACUUUUGCCUUUGACACGUCCCAGGAGCUGCUAUGGACCGGCAAUAGCCUUGGGCGCGUUGCUUCCUUCUAUGGCGCGACCCUCGAGCGCUACACCUCCUACCGUGGCCAUGCUGCCAAUGAAGGCCCAGUCAAGCAGUUUCUGUUUACCGAGAAGGGCGUCCUGUCGAUUUCGAAGCAGAGCAUCCACUAUGCUCACCGGCGCGGCAUUACACAAUGGCAUCUCACAAACAACGAAUUCAAAGACCUCAAGUGCAUGAACUUCACCUCCAAAGGCACACGAGAGAUCCUUGUCGCAGGCGCUCAAGACCGCAUGUUCAAGGUGGACAUUGAGAAGGGCGCCAUCACCGAGACGCUUCCAGCCGAAGCCCAGUACACCAUCAUGAAGCGUGCAGGUCAAUACAUCUGCGCCGCCACGAAGAACGGCGGCAUCCACAUCCUGGAUUCCAACUCGCUCACCAACAUCAAAGCUUUCGACGCUCACACGGGUAGUAUCAGUGACAUGGACGCAAAAGGAGAUUUCCUGGCGACGUGCGGCUGGUCGCCUAGACAGCAGCACGCCUACAUGCUCGAUCCGUUCACACAUGUCUUCUCCCUGAAGACAUUGAAGCAACUGCCGCCGAUUCCUUUUCAUACCGGUGCAGCUUUCGUCCGAAUGCACCCUCGCAUGUCGACCACUGCGAUUAUCGCCUCGCACAACGGUCAGAUGCAGGUCAUCGAUCUAAUGAACCCAGAUGCUGCGAAUCUGCGGCAAAUCAACUUGUAUGAUUCUUAUCUCCAUGGCUUCGAGAUGGCGCCCUCUGGCGAGGCUUUCGCUUUGUCAGAUAGUAACGGACAAGUCCAUUUGUGGGGGUCUCCUUCCAAGGUGCACUUUCCAGAGUAUAGCAACCCCACAGAGUUCGCCGACCACCCUAUACCUCCGCCUACCAUGGACUGGUCACUAGACACACCUCUGAACACAGUUGGUAUGCCGUAUUACAAAGAAAAUCUACUUUCCAGCUGGCCGAGCCAUAUCGUUUUCGAAGUAGGCGCCCCACCACCCAAGAUUGAUGCCUCCAUCUUGGCCAGUAUGACACGGACCGAAAUGGGCUUCUUCGCAAAGAAUCCUCGUACAAAGCGUCGAAAUCAAGCUGAAUCCAGACGGCAGUCAGACAGAGUUACAGACUCACUAUCAGCGCCUAAGUUCUUGAGCGAGCAAUCUCGGACGGCACAAUCGUACAGCAGCGAAGCAGAAAGUAAAACUACUGAGACCAUGGAGUCUCUGACUGACUUACACUUGGAAGAUGUCACACGGAAAGAGGUACCGUCGAUGUAUGGCAAUGUCGAAAUCAAAUACAGCAAAUUUGGUGUCGACGACUUUGACUUUGCCUACUACAACCAGACACCCUACUCGGGAUUGGAGACACACAUUGCCAACUCAUACGCAAACUCUCUGCUGCAGUUGUUCCGCUUCACACCCUUGAUUCGAAACAUCGCGUUGCAGCACACUGCCUCAGCCUGUCUGUUCGAAUCGUGUCUCCUAUGCGAGCUAGGCUUCCUCAUCGACAUGCUUGAGAAAGCGGCCGGACUCAACUGCCAAGCCUCGAAUUUCCUGAAGACAUUCAGCAGCUUAUCAAAUGCAGUGUCGUUGAAUCUGUUGGAGGAGUUCGCGCCCAACGUUGCGCUUACAAGUAUGAUUCAAAAUCUUAACCGAUUCUUGUUGGACAAGAUAUCAGACGAAGUCCGGCAAAUGUUGCCUGUCAACUCCGGACCAUCACCAAUGGAUCAUAUCUUGGAAACACAAGCAAGAGCAAGUAUGAGAUGCGCGCAGUGUGCGAACGAAACCAUCAGGGGUGGCAGGAAUUUUGUAAACGAGCUCGUAUACCCUGCGAAACAUGUCAUGAAGAACACAAGGAUACCACGCCCGACCUUCUCACAGAUCCUAAAGGCCAGUGUCGAGCGCCAGGACCAAACGCGCGGGUGGUGCACAAAAUGCAACAGAUAUCAACAGAUGGUACAAAGGAAGACCAUUCAGACCAUUCCUGGCGUUCUGAUGCUCAACGCAGCAAUCCAGAGUCAUGAAGCCAAGCUGUUGUGGUCGAUACCGCACUGGUUGCCGCAAGAGAUUGGAAUCAUAAUCGACCAAGGGCAGUUCUAUUGCUUUGAAGGCCAAGACCUGAAACUGCAUCUGCAACGAGGCGUCUUCGAAAUCAUGGUGUUCGAGUUGAUUGGCGUUGUCGCCGACAUCAACAGUGGAGAGCAUCAGAAGCCGCAUCUUGUUGCGACCAUCAACACUGCGCCAUCGUCUGGAGAGCCCACUUCCGAGGACAAGUGGCACCUCUUCAACGACUUUUUGGUCCGGCCCAUACCCAAGGAAGAAGCUCUGCGGUUCGAACCAGGCUGGAAGCUUCCUUCUGUGCUCACCUACCAGCUGAAGGCAGCCAGAAACAAGAUUGAUGACUCGUGGAAGGACAAUCUCGAUGUCUCGAUCCUGUACAGAUGGUGGUCGUCGAAUCCUUCACCUCCCGACUCCACGUUUAGACUUCUCGAGGCUCAGGCCGAAGCGCCGAAGCCCGGAUAUCCUGUCGCCAUCGAUGCAGAGUUCAUCCGUCUCCAAGCUGAAGAGAUUGAAAUGAAAGCUGAUGGUACCCGCCAGACCAUCCGCCCUGACCGCAAAGGCCUUGCCCGCGUCUCGGUCUGCCGUGGUAGUGGUGAGCAUGCUGGCCUGCCUUUUAUCGAUGACUACAUUGCUGUCAGCGAACCUGUCGUCGAUCAUUUGACUGCCUGGUCUGGAAUCUCUCCAGGCGACCUCAACCGCGAGACUUCGCCUCACGCACUUGUCAGCCUCAAACAUGCGUACAAGAAACUUUGGCUCCUGCUCAAUCUUGGCUGCGUCUUUGUUGGUCAUAGCUUAGCCAACGACUUCCGCACAAUCAACAUCCACGUUCCUAAGAACCAGGUCGUCGAUACAAGCAAUCUCUUCUUCCUACCAGAGUACAAGCGCAAACUCAAUCUCAAGUUCCUCGCUUGGUGUGUGCUGAAAGAGUCAAUUCAACAAGACACGCACGAUUCCAUUGAGGACGCGACGACGGCGCUCAAGCUGUGGCGCAAGUACGAAGAGUUCGUGGACGCGGGCGUGCUGGAGCAGAUGCUCAACGAUAUCUACGCAACCGGCAGCCAGUACAGAUUCAAGGCACCCGGAAGCAGUGGGGCGAACGUAGGCCAGGGCGCAAUGGGCAUGGCGAGUCAAGUAGGAACGGGGAGGAACACGCCCGAGCCCAUGACGACGCCGAGAAAGGGGGGUAUGUUUGGCACGAUUGGAUUCAGAAGUCCUUUGAGAUAA
Ascochyta rabiei is the source of this 3399-nucleotide messenger RNA. Its product is annotated as Poly(A)-specific ribonuclease. The record is from RefSeq and is a predicted model, not a curated record. Gene Ontology annotation, molecular function: protein binding; poly(A)-specific ribonuclease activity; nucleic acid binding. The coding region runs from base 1 to 3399 and encodes 1132 amino acids. Gene Ontology annotation, biological process: nuclear-transcribed mRNA poly(A) tail shortening; mRNA processing. Gene Ontology annotation, cellular component: P-body; PAN complex. The transcript is spliced from 7 exons. Lineage: Eukaryota; Fungi; Ascomycota; Dothideomycetes; Pleosporales; Didymellaceae.